Molecule: messenger RNA, 708 nt
Organism: Gekko japonicus
Lineage: Eukaryota; Metazoa; Chordata; Lepidosauria; Squamata; Gekkonidae
Gene: TTLL9
Product: tubulin tyrosine ligase like 9
Exons: 9
Biological process (GO): microtubule cytoskeleton organization; protein polyglutamylation
Cellular component (GO): cilium
Molecular function (GO): tubulin binding; tubulin-glutamic acid ligase activity
Source: RefSeq, a predicted model, not a curated record
GUGGUUGAGCAGUGGAGCAGUCUGCCUCGGGAGGUGGUGGACGGCGUCCGCCUCGACGACCAGAAAGACGAGAUCCCGGUCGAGAGUUACGUGGCUCAGCGGUAUAUCGAAAACCCGUACUUGAUCGGGGGCCGUAAAUUCGACUUGCGGGUGUACGUCCUGGUGAUGUCGUACCUGCCCCUCAAAGCCUGGCUGUACCGAGACGGCUUUGCUCGCUUCUCCAACACGCGCUUCACUCUCAACACCAUCGACGACCAGUAUGUUCACCUGACAAACGUAGCCGUGCAGAAGACGGCCCCCGACUACGAUCCAGAGAAGGGCUGCAAGUGGAUGAUCCAGCAGUUCCGCCUCUACCUGACGGCCAAGCACGGGGCGGAGGCGGUGGAGGGCCUCUUUGCCGAGAUGGACAACAUCUUCAUCAAGAGCCUGCAGAGCGUCCAGAAAGUGAUCAUCAGCGACAAGCACUGCUUCGAGCUCUACGGCUACGACAUUCUGAUCGACCAGGACCUCAAGCCGUGGCUCCUAGAAGUCAACGCUUCUCCAUCCCUCACUGCCAGCAGCCCGGAGGACUACGAACUCAAGACCCACCUUCUCGAGGACACGCUGAACAUAGUGGACCUGGAAGGAAGUCAGUUGGGCUACAACAAUGACAGGAAGAAGCAGCUGAAGCGGCUUUUCAAGUCGAUUCAGACGCAGCAGAAAGUCUAA